Molecule: messenger RNA, 1329 nt
Organism: Ceratosolen solmsi marchali
Lineage: Eukaryota; Metazoa; Arthropoda; Insecta; Hymenoptera; Agaonidae
Product: aldose 1-epimerase
Exons: 8
Coding region: 1-1329 (442 amino acids)
Biological process (GO): beta-D-galactose catabolic process via UDP-galactose, Leloir pathway; glucose metabolic process
Molecular function (GO): carbohydrate binding; aldose 1-epimerase activity
Source: RefSeq, a predicted model, not a curated record
AUGACAAAACCAAAUUGUGAUUGCCGAAAAAUUUCUAUAAUUGAAGGAGAAUUUGGUGAAAUAUUAUCAGACGACAAUAAUCAGAAUGACGAUAGAGUUGAAUCUACUGGAAGUUCGUCAUACGAUGAAUGUGAAUGUUCAACGAAUGAAAAAUUUUUUGAACCAAUUAAAAUCAAAUCAUAUACGAUGACUAAUGAUAAUGGAAUGGAAGUUGUAUUAAUAAGUUGGGGUGCCACUAUUGUAUCGAUCAAGUGUCCUGAUAAAUAUGGUGAAGUUGCUGAUAUCGUACUUGGCUUUGACGACUUACAAACUUAUUUGGAUCCAACAUUAAAUAAUUACAUCGGUUGUGUUCUCGGUAGAAGUGCCAAUCAUAUAAUGAAUGGAACCUUUAAGAUACAAAAUUUAGAGUACUUUUUAACAAAAAAUGAUGGAAAUAAGCAUCAUUUACAUGGAGGCAUUAAUGGCUUUGGUCGAAGAGUCUGGGAGCCGUACAUUGAAGAUGGUUCUCACGUGAUAAUGAGCCUUUUGAGCGACGAUGGCGAAGAAGGUUACCCAGGCUCUGUUUUUACUACAAUUAAAUUUCGAUUGACGAAUAAUAAUAGUCUAGAAAUAAAUAUGAGAGCUAGCACAUCAAAACCAACAGUCGUUAAUUUAUCACAUGGAUCUCUUUUCAAUCUUGCUGGUCAUGGAACCGGUAAGACUGAAUUGAUGGAACAUGAAAUUUCUUUAAAUUGUGAUCGUUGGACUUACACUGACUGUGAGAAUCCUAUACCAACUGGAAAAAUUCGCGACGUCGGUGGUACAAUAAUGGAUCUACGAAUGUCACGCAAAAUGAAAGACGUUAUAGAAAAAGUUCCACUAAAUAAAGGCUAUAAUCACAAUUUCUGUGUUGUUAGAAGUGUACAGCCGCAGGUUUCAUUGAUUUCCAGAAUAUCUCAUGCAAAAAGCGGGAGGUUUUUGGAGGUCUAUUCUGAUCAACCAGGUGUACAAUUUUAUACCGGAGGCCAAUUACCACCUUAUUCGCUGAAUGAAGGUGCAGACUCCGACGAUUGCAAUAAAAGUUGUCAUGAUUCUUCGAGUGGCGGUGAUUGCGAAUGUUCGUGCGACUGCGAAACCGAAAUCAUGGGGAGCCAAUCUUCCACGGUGGAAUAUUUGCCUGGAAAAUGUGGAACAAAGUAUACGCAAUUUGGUGCUUUUAGCGUGCAGCCACAGAAUUAUCCAAAUGCUAUAAAUGUCAAAAAUUUCCCAUCCUCGGUUUUACGGCCAGGACAAUUUUAUUAUCACGAUCUCAUUUAUAAAUUUGGAGUUCAUCUGAAUAAUCCAAGAUAA